AUGCCCAGCGCCGGUCUGCCUACAUAUUCACAAAAAGGACAUCGCUUCCAAGGCUCGUGGACGAGGAAAGUUCUCCUUCCGAUACCAGGCAUUCCAGGCCGUCGUCUGCGUAUUUAUGUCCCUGACUAUGCUCGUCUGCAACAAUUCGGUGCCUCGCGGCUGAGCCGCAGGCGGGGAUUUCUGCUUAUGUGCGUCGCGUGUGCAGCGAUGGUCGUGACCGUGAUGUCGUUGAAGAAGACAUUUGGGAGGACGGACCCUUGGGUUGAGCCGUACCGGCCGCAGUUGGACCCGCCGACGCUGGUCUUCCAGAGGGACGACUUGAAGCGGAUAUGGAGCUGGGAGAUUGCUAGUGGUCAUUACCCUUCACGGCGGAGCAUACCGAAGCAAAUAGGAUUCAAGUCAUCACCACCAAAUCCUGCGCUGCCUGCUCAGCAACGAACGAUACGUCCUUCACGAUAUAGGCCGCCGUCAACGGUGGUCACGACUAGGGCGGACACCGAUACUAUCGGUGUCGGCCCAAAACGAAUAUACCUUGACAUACAGAGUUCGCUUCCGGACGUCGCCUACCCGCCACGUCCCGUUCCAGGGAGCGUCGCGGAUCUGGAUAUUCUCAUGAAACACUGCGACUUUUCUACAGGAAAGUAUGUACGCGAUUGUCUAGAAGUGCUACGUCUCGGCGCUGGGCUAGAUAAUGGGGAGCGAGUUAGACGAGGGGAGAUGGAUGACUGGAAAUACAUAUAUAUCGAACAGGACGCUGACACCGAGAACCUGACAUACGAUGACGAAGACGCCACUACCCCUCACCCAAUAUUCCGACCACCUCCAGCCACAUCACCGAAGGAAGACCCUAAUGCUGGUCUUCAAAAGAAGCCGGACGCCGAAUGGGAAUCACAGGUCGCCCUAUCCGAACCGCUCACCCACCGGACCUCCUCUGCUAAAUGCGACCCUGAAAAUCCCCGACUCUUUCAUAUGUUCUGGACAGGCCCGUUUACUGACAAGCCAUAUCUCGCACUCCUCUCGUUCUUGUUUACCCAGAAUACUGACAUCCAUCUUCGUGACAACCAAUUUGACGAGAGUGUCUGUCGCCCUCAGUUCUGGUUGUGGAUUAACCCUGGUCCCGCCGCAUCCGUGCCCAACCCCAACGCCGUACGGGACAUGUUCGAAGGACUAAAGCUCAACCCGUGGGCCUCACCUUUCCUUCACCCUCGUUUCAAAGAUGUCAUUAAAUUCAAGCUAUGGAAUACGACAGAGCAGCUGGAUGGUGUACCAGAGCUGAAAGAUGAAUGGCGUAUUCUCAAGGAUGCACUGUUUAACUCUGGCGGUUAUGUUAUAAGCGUUCCUGUUGAGGCGUCGUCGUCGAACGUGACAUCCACCGCAGCUACGGAGGAAGAAGACAUGGUCAACCGCGCUGGGUCCAAGUCGUCGAGCUCCUAUGACCGAUUGUCUGUCAUCCUAUCGGAUAUGGCGCGGUUUGUGCUGUGUCACCGGUUUGGAGGAAUUUAUCUCGAUGCGGAUACAAUAUUCCUUCGCGAUUGGGAGGAGCUCUGGGGUUGGACAGGAGCGUUCGCGUACCGGUGGUCCAGAUUGGAGAAGUACAACACGGCGGUGCUUAGGAUGACCAAAGGAUCAGCGCUAGGCACGUUCCUCUUCCGGACGGCGAUGAAAAAUGGGCUAGACUUCCAUCCCAUGAGUAUAUCUAGGUAUACGGCUGAUGCCUACCUGGAAGGAUUAUUAUUGCGAUUACCGGAUGCCCUCUUUGAUUCGGCAUGGUUAAAUACGGAGUACUAUCAACGAGAUCGCCCUCCACAGCCAUAUUUCACAGAAUUCGCAGACUUCUUCGAUACCCCAACACAAAACAGCGCUGCACCACAAGCGUUAGGCUUUAAUGGAUUCUUUAAAGGCGCGUACUCGUAUCAUUUCCACAAUUUCUGGUGGAAGCCGUUUGAUUUAUCACGGAAUUUCCCGGACCUUGGCCCGCGCUUCGCAGCUGGUGAACAGAUUGCCCGGAACGCUACUGACGAGGAGAGGAUACCGGAUAGGGUAGUGGACGACAAGCGCGAUCUGGACUGGUCAGCUGUGCUCAAAAGGACGUUUGAAUCUUACAUACGAGGCGAGCGACCGAAUAUGUAUGGCGAGUGGAUACAGUGGUAG
This is a messenger RNA of Desarmillaria tabescens, 2151 nucleotides long. RefSeq lists its product as uncharacterized. Gene Ontology annotation, cellular component: nucleolus; small-subunit processome. Bases 1 to 2151 code for a protein of 716 amino acids. Gene Ontology annotation, biological process: maturation of SSU-rRNA from tricistronic rRNA transcript (SSU-rRNA, 5.8S rRNA, LSU-rRNA). The record is from RefSeq and is a predicted model, not a curated record. The transcript has 5 exons. NCBI's taxonomy places the organism in Eukaryota, Fungi, Basidiomycota, Agaricomycetes, Agaricales, Physalacriaceae.